CACACCUCCCUGGACACCCCAUGCAACCCAAUGUUAGCAAUGAUUAGUUCCCAGUCCUGAUUUUUUAAAAUAUAUGUAUCCCUUAGUAAACUCUAGUUUAUCUGGUUGUCAUCAGGGUGUAUUUGCAUUCAGUGAAUUGUUGUAAGGACAACUUAAUUUGAUUUCAUGGGAUCUUUGGUUAAAGGGCUGAUACAAUGUCAUAGGCCAUAGGGCCUGGACUGUACGAUGCUCUAUUUUUAUCAUUUUAUAGUUCACCAUAUUUUUUUAGACUCCUGUUUAUGUUUCCUUGCUGUGUGAGUGUUUCUUUAUUUUCUUUUUUCCCUUUUCCUGUUUUGCUUAUACUCGGGCUGUUUAUGUUACUCCCCCCUUAUUAGCUUGAAGUCUUUAGAUCAUUUUAAAGGAGAUGUCUUAACCCUUUCUGCAAGGACGUAGAUCUUAUUCCAGUUCAGAUAGAGCCCAUCCCAUUGCUGCAGCUCCUUGUUGCCUUAGAACUGUGCCAACGUCCCAUGAAAAAAAAAUCUUCUGUUCUGCACCAGUCCUACAUGUUUUACUGCCAAUUUGCAUGUGACUCAGUCAACCCUCCAGAGCAACAUGCACACAGUGCUGGAGGAACUCAGCAGGCCAGGUAGCAUCUAUAGAAAAAGUAAGAUCUUCUGAGGUUCUUUUUCUCAAGGACCUGUUUUUACAGAGGAUAUUUAUGAUUUAGAACUUGCUGCCUGUAAGGAUGGCAGAAGCAGAGUAGGCUCUCGGUGAAUUGGAUAGGCAUCUGAGGUAUAAACAAAAUCAUCAGGAAAAGAACUGGAAAUGUAACUGAUGGAUUACAGGACGUGUGUGACUAACGAAAAGCUUCCGUUUUUACAGACAUCUGUAAAUUGAGUUGGUAAAGCCGUUAGCUUUAGUCACUUGAUAAGGCAACCACACCUCCACGGUAUUGUAAUGAAUGGUAUCAAAAGACUGAUAAGAAAGAACAAUUAGUAAAGUGAGGAGAGAGUGAAUUUUGCUGUUUGUAGGAACGAAUGUUUGUAUGCAGUACUGUGCAAGUCUUAGGCACCCUAGAUUUAUUAUAUGAUUUCAGAUGGUAAGGCUUCCACAGAGCCCUGAUCUCAACGUCAUCAAGGCUGUCGGGGAUUACCUGGAGAGACAGAAGCAAGCAAGAGUGCCAAAGUCUGCAGAAGAACUGUAGCAAGUUCUCUAAGAUUCUUGAAACAACCUAACAGCUAAUUUUCUUAUAAAGUGCAUGACGGUGUACUUAAGAGAAUUGAUGCAGUUUUAAAGGCAAAGGAUGGUUAAAACAAAUAUUGAUAUGAUUUAGUUUAUUGUUUACUGCUCUUCAUAGUAAGUUUUUUGAUAUUUAAAAAUAGUUCAUUUCAUUUGAAAGCAUCUCCGCUUUACAGAAUUUUUUUUCUACAUGUGGCUAAGACUUCUGCACAGUACUGUAUGUUGGAAUUGUGGGAAUUUGUUCUUAGGUAGGGGUGCCCAUAAGAAAGGGUUCUUCACUAGGGAUGGCCUGUACUAUAAUAUGAGUUGUAAUGACUAAAUGGGUCUGAAAGAUCUGUUACAGUGUCAAGUCAAGUCCAUUGUCAUAUACACACGUAUGUGUAAGUACAGAGGCAAUGAAAAUCUUACUUGUAGCAACAUUACAGGCAUUAGAAAUACAGCAUUCACAAGAAAAACAAAACUUAAAAAUAAAAAUAGGAACAGGAAAGUACACAAUCAGAACAAGAAAAACUAAGUCCAAUGUAGUACAAAGUGGCCAUAGUGCUGCUCGACUGAAGCAGUGAUUAGGGUUGUGCAGGUUGGUUCAAGCCGGGAACAGAAAACCCUACAAAUUGUAGUGGAUGUGGCCCAGCACAUCACAGAUAAAGCUAUCCCUGCCACUGAGCACAUCUACAUGGAGCGCUGUUGCAGGAAAGCAACAUCCAUUAUCAGGGAUCCCCACCGCCCAGGGCAUGCUUUCUUCUUGCAGUGCCAUCAGGAAGAAAGUACAGAAGCCUCAGGACCUACAUCACCAGGUUCAGGAGCAGUUAUUACUCCUCAACCAUAAGGCUUCUGAACCAUAAGGGAAAUCUUCACUCAACUUCACUUACCCUGUCACUGAACUGUUCCCACAACUUAUGGAGUCACUUACAAGGACACCUAAUCUCAUAAGAAACAUAAUAACAUAAGAAAUAGGAGCAGGAGUGGGCCAUCCGGCCCAUCGAGCCUGCUCUGCCAUUCAAUAAGAUCAUGGCUGAUAUGGCCAUGAAUUUUUCCACCUACCUGCCUUUUCCCCAAAAUCCUUAAUUCUCCUACUAUGCAAAAAUCUAUCCAGCCUUGUCUUAAAUAUAUCUACUGAGGUAUUUACUUCCCUGCUUUUAAGUUCAGUCCCUCUAGCAAAGAAGGCCACCAGCCCACUUUCCUUCUUGAUAGCCUGCUGUACCUGCAAACCAACCCUUUGUGAUUCAUGCACAAACACUCCCAAGUCCCUCUGCACAGCACCAAGCUGCAAAUUUUUUUUCCAUUUGAAUAAUAAUCUGCUCUUUCAUUUUCCCUUCCAAAGUGGAUGACCUUGCACUUACCAACAUUGUACUCCAUCUGCCCACUCACUUAACCUAUCUAUAGUCUCUCUGUAUCUUCUGAACAAUUUGCUUUUCCAUUCAAUUUAGUAUCAUUAGCAAACUUAAAUACAGUCCACUUGGUCCCCUCUUCCAGGUUGUUGAUGUAUAUCGUGAACAGUUGCAGGCCCAGCACACCACUCACCACUGAUUGCCAACCAGAGUAACACCCAUGUAUCCCCUCUCUGCUUUCUAUUAGUUAACCAAUCCACUAUCCAUGCUAACACAUCACCCCCAACUCUAUGCAUCCUUCUCUUAUGGAUAAGUCUUUUAUGUGGCACCUUAUCAAAUGCCUUCUGGAAAUCCAAGUAAAUAACGUUCAUCUGUUCCCCUCUAUCCACUGUGCUCAUUACAUCCUUAAAGAACUCCAGUAGGUUUGUCAAACUGGACCUGCCUUUGCUGAAUCCAUGCUACGUCUGCCUGAUGGAUCCAUUUCUUUCCAUCUCUCAUGUUUUUGAUAUUUAUUGCUUAUUUAUUUAUUAUGACUAUUAUCAUUUUUCUUUCUUUUUAUAUUUACACAGUUUAUUGUGUUUUACACACUAGUUAUCUGACCUGUUGGUGUGGUCUUUCACUGAUUCUAUUAUAGUUAUUGGAUUUAUUGAGUAUUCCCACAAAAAAAUGAAUCUCUGGACUGUAUAAGGUGACAUACUUUGAUAAUUUACAUUGAUUUUUUGAACUUUGAAGAUCUGAAUGGUUGGAGGAAACUGUUUAUGAACCUGGUAGUGCAGGGUUGAGGCCUCUGUGCCUCCUGUAGCUACGAGAUGAUCAGUGUGGUGCCAAUUCCUUAAUUCUAGGAUAAGAAAAUCCAAAGAUUCAUAACUUCACUCGCCAAUCAUGGCCUUGACCUUUAAGCUUAGAUUCUGGGGACUCGUGCUCUUCCUCAUAUGAGAUCCAUGGUUUGAAAGGCACGGAUAACAGCUUGUUUUAACACAGAAAGCAUUUCAAGGUACUUUAUUUGGUGUGAAGGGAGGUAAGGCAAGAUUUACUGAAGAAUGCAGUGAGCUUACUUUACUAUCAGUAACAAAAUAAAAAGGAUGGGGAAUGAAGACGCCUCGCUACCACUUUCUUGAAGGUGAGUAGCUUAAAGACUAGUCUUGCCAUGACCUUCAGAUCCUAAAAUUAAACAAAAAUACAAGCAAUAUUUUACUCCAAAGCAGAUCAAUUUUAUAAGUUUGUAUAUAAAAAUAGACUAGAUUUAUUUAUAUAGCAACACUCAUUGGUUACUUAGCCACCAGGGGACAGUAUGAACCUGUAUCAUAUGCAAAUUUGUUCCAUUCCACGUUUAGCACUCAGAUAAGGUUAAAAAUAGGAUAUUACAAUUUUUAUGAAGGUUUAAGAUUAAUAUUAUAUCACAAAAGGCAGUAUCUCGUGUCUGUGCUGUUCAUUGCUAAUGUGAAGGAACCUGAGGGCUGAGCUUAUGGUGGUCUGUGACAUCAUGAGAAACAUGAAGAUUUAAAAGGGCCUGUGAGAUUGUUUUUUUUUCCACACAGAAGCUGGUGGGUAUAUGGAAUAAGCUGCCACAGAAAGUGGUAGGGUUGGGUGUAAUUACAAAGUUUAAGAGCCAUUUGGACAGAUACAGGGAUAGGAAGGGCUUGGAAGAAUAUGGGCCAAAUGUUGGCAAAUGGAAUUAACUCAGUAAGAAAUCUUGGUGGUUGUGAACAAGCAGGGCUGAAAGUUCAAAGUUGUCAUCCUUGUUUUCAGAUUUCCCUGUGACCCUAAUGCUCCUCCCCAAUUCCUCCAUCCCUAGAAUUCUUUGGGACCUCUAUGUUCCAGCUUCCUGUCCUAUUGUAUAAUUCCUUAUUCCAUUCUAUCCAUCUUUAAUAGCUGCAUCUAUGACUCAAGUACUGGAAUUCCGCUCCCAAACCUCUUCAUCUCUCUAUCACCACCUCUUGUCACUCAAAAUGGAUCUUAAAACCAACUUCUGUGUUUGUGUCUCCUAACACAUUGAAAUUUUGUUCUGGUAAUGAUGCUUCAAAGCACUGAGUAUGUUAAAGGUGCUAGUUUGAUAUAAGUUGUUGCUGUUUUUGAAAGUAGUUAGUUUACCUGGUGGAUACUUUUGAAUACUUGGGUAAUUUGGUAAGCACAAGAGAUUCUGUAGAUGCUGGAAAUCCAGUGUAACACACACAAAAUGCUGGAGGAACUCAGCAAGUUCAGCAGAAUCUAUGGAAAAGAAUAAAGAGAUGACUUCUGGGCCAAGACCCUUUAUCAGCCUGAAACAUCAUCUCUUUAUUCCUCUCCAUAGAUGCUGCUGAACCUGCUGAGUUCCUCAUGCGUUUGGGUGACUUGGUAGCUAUGAUUUGGUACAUUUUAAAUCAUUCAAUAGAUACAUUUACAGUUGAUAGUGAUUUGAGCAUGUGAAUACCGUAGCAAGAGAGAAAGUGCAUCAAAGUUAAGGGAACUUUGAUUAGGAAGUAUGGCACCAGCCCAAAAUGAAGCUUCAUGGCAUCACCUUAUGGGUUCAUCUCAAUAUGGAAGUGAAUAAAAGGAAGAUAAGAAGAAGGAACAUGAUUCAAACUCCUGGAUUGUAUUUCUUCCAUUGAAACAUCGGCUGUGUUGACUGCCAGAGUUUGUGGUUUCGAGGAUUGGACUUUUCAGCAAACAAUAUGGUCACCUACAUCCAUCCAGCUGAUCAACAAAGGUGAUUGUCCUUGAUGAUGAGGCAUCACCAACAUCAGAUGGCUUCAUCAACAUUAUGAAAAAGGAGUGUAACUCUAGGCCUUACUAGACCUCUCAGCAACAGCUAAGAAUUUCAACACCAACAAAUUAAGCUGUGCCAGUCUUGUGGAAUGCUGCUUAAAAGAGCAUGAGAAAUAGUCAAAAGUGAAGUUAACAAGAUAAAUAAAUAGCAUCCCAGUACCUGUACAACUGGAAUCCUGCAGGUUCAAUCAAGGCAGCAAACCAAAGGACAAACAUUUUACCACUCCUUUUUUUUUGUAUUUCAUUAGUGACCAUAACGUACCUGACCGUUGUCUGGCAUUCUAUUCUGUAUACAAUUGAAUCCAAACCAUUAUAAAAAUGUUUGGCUUUAUGGAAACAGCUGACUUGGCUGUUGUGGGAUUUUAUUUUGUUCUUGUAUUGUGCAUUGGUUUUUUUGCGAUGUGGAAAUCCAACAGAAGUACCGUGAGUGGGUACUUUCUUGCAGGACGCUCCAUGACCUGGGUGGCAAUGGGUGCUUCAUUGUUUGUGAGCAAUAUUGGCAGUGAGCACUUUAUUGGUUUAGCAGGAUCUGGAGCUGCCAGUGGAUUUGCAGUGGGAGCUUGGGAGUUCAACGCAGUGUUACUUUUACAAGUAUUAGGUUGGGUCUUCAUCCCAGUCUAUUUUAGAUCUGGUGUGUAUACUAUGCCACAGUAUCUUUCCAAACGUUAUGGUGGUAGCAGACUAAAGAUGUAUUUUGCUUUGUUGUUUUUAAUACUGUAUGUUUUCACCAAGCUAUCCGUGGACUUGUAUGCUGGUGCACUCUUCAUCCGUGUGUCACUGGGCUGGGACCUGUAUCUCUCUAUCAUCAUUUUGAUUGGGUUGACAGCAGUGUUAACUGUCACAGGAGGACUUGUGGCCGUCAUCUACACAGAUGCCCUGCAGGCCGUUCUUAUGAUUGGUGGAGCUUUAACAUUGAUGGUUGUCGGCAUGGUCAAAGUAGGAGGCCUGGAUGAACUGAAACGAAGAUACAUGCUUGCCUCUCCAAAUGUUACUGCAAUUGUUACUACUUUCAAUCUAAGUUCGACUAACACUUGCCAUAUCCACCCUAAAGAGGAUUCUCUAAAGAUGCUACGUGAACCAACUGAUGAGGAUGUUCCUUGGCCUGGUUUCCUGUUGGGUCAAACACCUGCCUCUGCUUGGUAUUGGUGUGCUGAUCAAGUCAUUGUGCAGCGUGUCUUGGCAGCAAAGAACAUCGCUCAUGCCAAAGGAGCCACUCUGAUGGCUGGUUUUCUGAAACUCUUGCCCAUGUUUAUCAUAGUCAUUCCAGGGAUGAUUUCCAGAAUUCUCUUUACUGAUGAAAUCGUUUGCAUUAAUCCGGAGCACUGCAUGCAAGUAUGUGGCAGCAGUGCAGGUUGCUCAAACAUUGCAUACCCACGCCUAGUGUUGGGAAUCUUACCUGCAGGCCUUCGUGGUUUAAUGAUGGCAGUCAUGAUAGCAGCUUUAAUGAGUGAUUUGGAUUCUAUAUUCAAUAGUGCCAGCACAAUUUUCACCCUUGAUGUCUACAAGCACAUUCGAAAGGCUGCCAGUUCUCGAGAACUUAUGGUGGUGGGUCGUCUAUUUGUUAUCUUCAUGGUCGGCACGAGCAUUGCCUGGGUUCCUAUAAUUGUAGAGAUGCAAGGAGGACAGAUGUAUCUCUAUAUCCAAGAGGUAGCAGAUUAUCUGAUCCCACCCGUGGCAGCUGUGUUCCUACUUGGUAUUUUGUGGAAGCGCUGCAAUGAACAAGGGGCUUUCUAUGGAGGAUUGGUUGGAUCAAUUCUGGGAAUAAUUCGCUUGAUUCUUGCCUUUGUCUAUCAAGAACCAGACUGUGAUCAGCCUGACACCAGACCAAAUUUUAUUAGAAAUAUUCAUUACAUGUAUGUGGCAAUGGCUCUGUUUUGGACCACCACCAUUACAGCAGUCACAGUGAGUCUGCUGACACCUGCUCUUCCAAGAGAAUAUACUCGAAACACCACAAUCUGGGCAUUAAAAGACUUGAACAACAUAAAAAGGGCCCAGCCAGAAGAAUCAGCUAAACUAGCAAGUCGAACUGUGUCUGAAAGCAAUGGUAGUACCAUAUGUGUGGAUAAGUCUGACUGUAAUCGCAAAGAUACCGAUGGGAUUGAAUUAGUUCUUUUAAUGCCUGGAAGUGAUGAAUCCAAGUCUUUGUGCUCCCCAUCCAGCAUUGAAGGACUGACACCAAGUGAUGGAUAUUUAAAUAGUCAAACAACUGUGGCCCACCAGACCAAUGAAGAACCUCAACUGGAAAGAAGCAAAUGGUGGAAAUUUUUUGACUGCAUUUGUGGAUUAAAAAAUUAUGACGUGACAAGUCCAGUAGCAAAAAAUAUCAUAGAAGAGGAACAUAUUUGCUUAGAAAUGUUACAGGAGAGCCCAAGGAUUAAGUUACUGUUAAAUAUUGGACUUUUAGUUGUAUUAUCUUCUGGAAUAAGUAUGUUCAUUUAUUUUUCUUUGUAAAAUCAAUCUAAAGGUUUAAGUGAAUGCAGUUUCAUUUUAAAGAUUUCUACAUUCCUUUUGUUGGCCUGGAUAGAUAAUUUUUUGCUUGCUUUUAAAUCAUUAGGGGUGGUAAUGAAAGUAAGUUAUAAAAUGAAAUUGUAUGUGCCCAGUCUAAAUUUGGUUGAAAUAAGUCUGAGGCAGUCAAAUUAGUCCUGUUCCUUUUUGUAUUAAGUUGGGAAAUUAGUGUUUCAUCUUCUAACCUGCUAUUUAGCAACUCUUACAGGAAAUGGGGUUUUAAGAGAGAACUAGUGGAGAAUUCAUUUGUGGCUUUGGUUACAUUUAACAAAUACCUUUUAUGAUAGUUGCUGUCAAGGAUCACAGUGACAUCUUACUAGGUACCAGAAAUGGAGAGAUCCAUUGUGUGAAACAGUGAGUCAUUAUCUUUUGGAGGAAAAUUGUGGUUGGGACCUUGAAAUUAAGUCUGCGGCCAAUUUAACUUGGGAUUUGUAGAGCAUCAUCUGACUUUUGUGGAUAGAUAAUUUAAUACCCUUUAAAAUAUUUAUUUCAAAUUUAAUACAAAUAAGAUAUGACAGGAUUUACUUUAAAUCAAUUGCUAUUUAAUAAUUAUUUUAUGCCCUAAAACAACAAUGUAUGGAAAUUCCAAUAAAGUCCAUUUUAUGAGCAUAGUUAAAAGUAGCCCCAAAAAUAAAAGCAAUUUUAGUGGCCUGUAAAAUACUUACUAAGUUUAAUUAUAGUGUAAUGACAUGUAGAGUUCUUAAAUUCAUUACAUUUCCCCCUUCUCCAUUUCUCCUCUUCCCUCACCAUUUCACAUAUAUACUUAGGCACCCAUCUUGUAAUGGAUUUCUGCCGCAGAGCCUGUAAGUCUGCUGCAAAAAUAUGUUCAGCUUUGACUUUUUCCAUAUUUCCUUCCCCGCUCCACAUGAAGCUGUUGUACUGUGUGGAACAUCUUCCACGACAGGAGUAAGUGAAUUUUAUAGGACACCGUUGAGCCUGUUGAUCUUCCUUAUUUGAGGUAUGGAGGUUGAUGUUUAAAGAUUUGUUUAAUAGUUUAGUUGCAUAACAGAUGCUGCACUCCAAGGGAUUUAUUUCACAACUUUAAAGGUAACACCCUUAUGCAAAUACAUUUCGUGUAGGCCAACAAAAGGAUCAGUGUCUCUUUGUAUAGCUAUCAUUGUAUACUGUAACUUUUAUUAUGGAUGAUCUAGGUUUUAAAAAGUGUCCUUUUGUUAAAAAAAAAAUCUUUUUUAACCUAAUCAAAAAGUAUUGAUGCUUUAAUAUUGAAAGUGUUAACUGCUUUAACUGGACUCGGUUAUAAUUUUAUAUGUUUAUGACAAGUAAAUUCUCAUCUUUGCUAAGAUGCAGGAGCUAGGUUGUGAUAACUAGGAAACAUAUUCUUUGGUUGGGUAACAUCCGCACUUGUGACCUCCCAAUCUUAUUUGUGAUGAUUAAGUCUAUAGAGCAGGAGUGAUUGGAGUUUGGAGUUAGAAGAAUAUGUGAGGGGGAUAAUCUAUUAGUCUCAGAAGUAUGGGAUCUUUAUAUUGGAGUUUCGUUUCUUUUCCUUGUAUCCUAAUACCUUUUGUAGAUAUCUCUCCAUUUGUCAUUACUGUCAACUAGUUUCUUUUUAAACACUUUUAUAUUUUGAAAUAUUAAUGUAUUUUAUUAAAACAUAAGCUAAAGUACAGACCACAGAUGCUGAAUCUUUUAACUGAGCUUAUAAGUUAGUUAACUUAGUUUUCUCGAUUCAAAUGAGUUAGAUUUCAGCCAAAGAAAAUGAAUAUCAAGAGUAAGUUAUAAUUUAUAUAUUGUAUUAAAAAUGUGUGAUUUCAUUUUUUAAUAUGGAAAAGAAGAAAAAGAUUUAACAAUUUAAAUUGCUGUGCAAGUACUAUUUGUCUUUAUGGGAGAGUAUAUAAAUAGGAUGUGCAUUAAUGAGCACUUGCAAAAUAACAUUCUCACUAUUCAAGGUAUUUAUCCUAUCACCAGCAGAUGACAGCUCAUAUAUAUGUUAUAUAUAUUUAUUAUGUAAUAUGUAUAAUGUAUAUAUGUACCAUUGUGUCCUGUCCAGACUGACAUUCCUAUUUUUAUGCAAGGCAGUAUAUUUGCUUGUGUAACUACAUAACCAGCAGAUCACCUUUGCAAAGUACAAAUAAUCAUUUGUCCAAGUGCCUGAAAAGGUGUUGACCACUUACAGCAAUUCAAAUACAUAAAUAAAAAAAAAGUUGAAAAUACACGCCAGGAGAAUUUGUACCUUGAUUUAAAAUUAAGACUUCGACUUUUAAAAUUGAAUCUUUAUGCUCAGUGUAAAUUCAAGAAUUUGUUAUUAGAUCAAUAAUCAUGUUUUUUUAACUUGACAUUUGUAAUAAAAGCUUUAUUUCGAAGUGUAUUGAUCAUAAUGUUUUAAAUACUUAAGUUGUUAGCAGCAUUUGGCAUUGUUUGGGCAUUAUUAGUAACUCUAUUGUUACUUGUCAUAGUAACUCCCAUGAGUAUAAAUGAACUAUAUGAGCUCAAAGAUGACUUGUAGAAUGCUACUUGAACUUGAUUGAGUUACUGAGGCUUGUAUCUCUAGUUCCACAAAGAUAUAUUAAAAAAAUAUAACUAUAGGUAUAAUAAAGGAUAAAAGUUGGACUUCUGACCAAAUUACCCAACAUGAAUGAAUGUUAAUUAAUUGAUUCACCUGAGUUUUAAUAUUAACAUUCUGUGAUUAAAAUAAUGUAAUAAUGUUAGGUUCACUGAAAAUUGGUAAUUUAGUCGUCUUUGGCUGCAUUUCUUGUUUGGUUUGCUCUAUUUUCUCAUUUUUGGAUUCUAAAUAUGAUUUUCAUAAAUUAUAAAUGUAGUGUACUAGCCUUCCUCAAAUAAUCAGUACCAUAUAUGAGUCUUCAUUUUGUUCACCACAGAAUAUUUAAAGCACUCAUUGACUAAUAGGUAAUUGUGAAGAGUCAUUACAAUUCCGCUUGCUCCUUGCAGUUUUCUCCUCUGUUAUUUCCAAGGCCACACUUAAAUGAACCACUGGGUUACUAAAAUUAUCUUUUUGGACCUCUUUGCCAUGACUUGGCCUCAGACAGUGGUUUCAGAUGCCCUGUUCCCAGAUUGUCCUGAAGGCCCUGGGAUGCCACCUAACUGAUGUCAACAGGUCUUCGAUCAAAGGCAGUUAAAAAAAUUUAACUGUAUUUAAUCUGUUUAAAAAUAAACUGCCAGUGAUAUUAAUUAAACAUGUUAAAAUGGCACCUUAACCCUUACAUACUAUUCGGGUCAAAUUUGACUAGUUUUGACGUUUGACAGUAAAAACACCCUAAGUGCCAUUUUUUUUAAGCAGAAUUUUUUCCAUUUUUGCGCAUUUUGGGUCACUUUAGGAAAACUCAUCAAAUUUCAGCUUACAUUUAGGGUGUUUUUACUGUCAAACGUCAAAACGGGUCAAAUAGCUGACAUAAUUUUGAGUUUUAUCCCCAUGUUUUGUGUCAUGUCGCAGUACUUUAUAUUCAGAGUUUAGCUUCGGAACUAGGGCCAAAAAUGUUGUCUUCCUGGAUCUGGUUUUCAACUUCUGCAUUCACUCUGCAGGCACAGAAGUCAGCAAUCAUUGACCUGUGAAAGGCCACUUUGCUAAAAGUUCUCUAUGGAACUGCUGUCAAAAUGCAAAUGGAUGCCUGGCCAUUGAAUGUUGUCAUGGUUGUAAUUGCAUUUCAGCAUCUUUUAUCUGGUGACAAAGACUAACUGCAAAUUUGUGUUGAUACUUUGAUUCAAGGAGAACCACAGGGAGCACAAAAUUAAAAAAAAUGUAAAUUGGGUGAAAUGAUUGAAACAUAACAAAUAAAUAUAUUCUUGAAAUAGAUCAGUAGUUUUCAGGAAAUUGAAUUGAGCAAAACAGUUUAAAAAAAAUUUUUAAGAAACUUGCAGUAGCAAAACUUGUAUAAAACUUACACUACCUUUUGCUCCUUAUGACUGAUUGCAUUUCCUUAUGUUGACGGUCCCUGAGUAUACUUGCCAUUUCUUUGGCCAUUGUCACAGAGAAGAUGCUCCUGAUGCUGGAGGUCUGUGGUCUUUGAGUGGGUGGAACACUGAAGAGGGGCUAUGCACCUUGAAUCUUAAGUUCAUGCUGUUAAGUAACCGAAUACAUAGAAUGGCUUUUGUUUUCCUUUUGGAAUUGGGAUUAUUCGACAUGUCCUCACCAGAUGACAGCAGGAUUCCAUUCCUGUGAACUAGAAAACCAUAGAAACCAUAGAAAAACUACAGCACAGAAACAGGCCCUUUGGCCCUUCCUGGCUGUGCCGAACCAUUUUCUGCCUAGUCCCACUGACCUGCACAUGGACCAUAUCCCUCCAUACACCUCCCAUCCAUGUAUCUGUCCAAUUUAUUCUUAAAUGUUAAAAAAGAACCCGCAUUUACCACCUCGUCUGGCAACUCAUUCCAUACUCCCACCACUCUCUGUGUGAAGAAGCCCCCCCUAAUGUUCCCUUUAAACUUUUCCCCCCUCACCCUUAACCCAUGUCCUCUGGUUUUUUUCUCCCCUUGCCUCAGUGGAAAAAGUCUGCUUGCAUUCACUCUAUCUAUACCCAUCAUAAUUUUAUAUACCUCUAUCAAAUCUCCCCUCAUUCUUCUACACUCCAGGGAAUAAAGUCCUAACCUAUUCAACCUUUCUCUGUUACUGAGUUUCUCAACUGUUUGUAAUCUGGCCAUUUCACAACUCUGAAAUGCAGCAUGGAUCAAGUUCCCAGGUGGCAAAAGAUACCUGCAGCUCGAUGGUAGUGGCAGAUCCAUUCUGUUGGUCUCCUGAACUCCCAAAGUAGUUUUCAACUGUGACACCAAGAAUACAGCAGAUAUCCUGGCUCAGUGUAGGAAGAGAAUUACCCAAACCCACUCAAUUUAAACUUGAAGCCUGACCUUAUUAAAAGAAUAUAGUGGGAGAAAAGAAAAGAUGGAACAUUUGAACAUUUUGGUAACCCAGAUUUAAUAAUGAGUCUUUAAUAAUAACCAAUUUAUUUUCACAUCUUGCUAAAAACAUCUCAAAGAAACGGCUUCUGAGAUUUAAAUUUGGUAGUGUUAUGUAUGACCAUUAUAGUAUUCAACAUUUUGCUGACUAGAAAGAUAUUGACUUGGUAAUACUCUCUCUCCCUGGAAGUAGUUAACAAAUUUAUUCACUUCACUUUUGCACUGACACAAACUUUAGAUAUGUAAUCUAUUUUGAAUGUGUUAAACAAGCCAUCUUUAAAGCUUGACUUUGAAGGUAAUUUAUGAUAUUAAACCUGCACUUAACAAAUAGAAACCAUACUCCUAGAUAAGGCUUUCUAUUUUGAAUCUUGAAGUGAUUUGAAGUAUUUGAAACAUUGGAGUGAGUUUUCCCAACUUACUAUCAAUCCCCAUUAUUUUAGGUAGAAGAUUAAUGUCACUUUAUUUGCAGUUUUCAUAUACUGUAAAUUAAACUAGUACACGUUUAACAUAUUUUGGGAACACUUUUGUUUCCUGUUUGUGUGUAUGUGUGUGUGUAUGUAUAUAUGUAACUAUGAACCAAGUCUUUGUGCUCCCAAAUAGGCUCUUAAGCCAGUUUGAGGUUAUUAUAGUUGUUAGAGAUCUUCAUCUGAGCAUUAAUGUCUAUAUGAGUAACAUGUUGGCACGCAUUGUAAGAAAGAACUUGUUGCUAUUUCCCAUCAAGGUUAAAGUAUGGUAGAUCAGAGCCAAGAAAUCAUCCGUUAAUACUGUACACAUUUCAGUGAAUUUGCCAGGAAGUAUUUGGGUGGGCAUUGAUGCUUUUGCUAGAAGUUGCAUUUAUGGAAAUAGGAUUUGUUUGAGUAUAUUGCAAAGUUUUGUAUCGGGGAAGACAGUUAGUGUCCAUCUCAAUUUAUGCUGAAUGAUUUGUUAAUGUCCCAUGAAUCGUAAGAUUUUAUUAAGUGAAGAUUUUGUAAAGAAAGUCUAUGAAGGAAUCUCAGUUAAGAUCAUAUUCUGAAAAUGUGGGCGAGGGAUCUAAGUGUAGGUUGAAGUCAGGAGAGUUAGCAGUUUGAAUGGACUGAUGCUUAAAGAUAAAUUUUUGUUCAGCUAUUUUAAUAGUGUAUCCCCACAUGAUCUUUUCACAUAUUUUGGAGGGAGAGAGAAAAUAGUGGACCAUCAAUAUAUCUUUUUAAGUUCUUUUUGUAUGGGAUUUAUCAAGGCAUCAGCAGGUGGUGGGAGUAUUUUCUACUAGAGGAGACAGAACAGACAAUUUAAAAAAAUAACAGUUGGAUGAAGUGAUGUCAUUUUAUUCUGGAAUAUGGAAGAAAAUUAUUUAACUUUGGUUAAUCAUUUUGUAUAUCUAUUAGUACCUAUGAUUGUUAUGUAACUCUUAUAUAAAUCAACCAGCGUACUCAAUAAUAAAAUUGUAUACUUUUUUACCUGUAAUUGCAAUGCAACUUGUGUACUCAAAUCUAUUUACUUAAAAUAUUCAAUAAAAGAUGAGAAUAUUUUACUUGUGCAUUGAUGUUCGUCAUUCUGUUAUUUGCAGUCAUACUUUUAUUUGCAGUCAUACUUUUAAUAAGUAAUAGAAAAAUUAGUUUUUAAAUAUUAAGAUCGAGAAGAUGAAUUGGUAGGAAACUAACAUUAGGAGUAUAGAUACUUUAAAGCUAUGGAAUCAUGCAUUUAAA
Mobula hypostoma (lesser devil ray) is the source of this 14344-nucleotide messenger RNA. Its product is annotated as sodium/myo-inositol cotransporter-like. The record is from RefSeq and is a predicted model, not a curated record. Lineage: Eukaryota; Metazoa; Chordata; Chondrichthyes; Myliobatiformes; Myliobatidae. The coding region runs from base 5610 to 7742 and encodes 710 amino acids. Gene Ontology annotation, biological process: myo-inositol transport; inositol metabolic process; transmembrane transport. Gene Ontology annotation, molecular function: D-glucose:sodium symporter activity. The transcript has 2 exons. Gene Ontology annotation, cellular component: plasma membrane.